AUGUCCUCAUUUUACGAUCCAGGAUACCCUGUGAACGAUCUCCUACUCGCUUCAUCACAUCCAGUAACGACCCCUGUUUAUUCCCCCCCGUAUGAUGUGCGCGGGAGGCAGCAACAUUUCAUCGAAACAGCCCAGCAGAGGAAGGAACGGAUCGAAUUUUUGAAAAAGAGAGAAUGGGCCCGUCGCGUUGCUGAGUGGAUUCGAGCCACCAGUGCACGGCAGGAUGUGAUGUCCUUUGGCUGUUCUGGUAGUCUUGCAGCAACAUCAUCCAUGCAAGACAAUAGUCAUGGUGCUCGUUUGACUUCUUCUGCAUCAUCCAUCUCUCUGUCGUCGAGCGAGGAAGAGGAAGAACCAUACGUCAUUUAUAGUUCAUCUCCGUCAUCUUCCAUGUCGUCUUUGUCCGAUGACUCGUCUAUCUCCCCAGUCUCUCCCUCGCACCCGUCUAACAACAUCCACCCAUUGUCAAGCACCAUACCAUUUCCCUCCAAGCGCAGCCACCGUCGUCGUAGGAGCAGCACGAGUCUCAUGACUCCACGUCGCAGACCUUCAUUAUCCAGUAUCUACGAAGUUCCGGAGGAAGACUAA
Messenger RNA from Suillus bovinus, 585 nucleotides. RefSeq lists its product as uncharacterized. Bases 1 to 585 code for a protein of 194 amino acids. The transcript is spliced from 2 exons. The record is from RefSeq and is a predicted model, not a curated record. Lineage: Eukaryota; Fungi; Basidiomycota; Agaricomycetes; Boletales; Suillaceae.